Messenger RNA from Nyctereutes procyonoides (raccoon dog), 2520 nucleotides. RefSeq names its product coiled-coil domain containing 110 (gene CCDC110). The transcript has 6 exons. Lineage: Eukaryota; Metazoa; Chordata; Mammalia; Carnivora; Canidae. The record is from RefSeq and is a predicted model, not a curated record. Gene Ontology annotation, cellular component: cytoskeleton. Bases 1 to 2520 code for a protein of 839 amino acids.
AUGAGCCCGGAGAAGCAUCACGAGGAAGAGGAUGAAGUGGACUGCGUUCUCCUUUCAGCGUCCAAGAUCCUAAAUUCCUCUGACGGGGUAAAGGAAAGUGGUGGCAGUGAAGCAGAAUAUGGCUGCAUGUCAGAAUCAGAAAAUCAAAUCCAACCACAAUCAGCAUUGAAAGCCCUUCAGCAUCAACUGGAAUCAUUUCAGGCUCUCCGAAUACAGACUUUGCAGAAUGUUAGCAUGGUACAGUCUGAAAUCAGUGAAAUCUUGAAGAAAAGCAUUAUUGAUGUAGAAAACCCACAAUUUAGCUCAGAAAAAAAUCUAGUAUUCGGCACACACAUUGAAAAAGCUUUGCCCAUAAAGAAUCAAGAAAUCCUUUCUAUGGAGAAAAUUCAUCAUUUUGAGGAGUCUAAUACUACUCAUUCAACAGAAGAAAAAUUCAGCAAUGAUAUCUCUCAAGGUAUUGAUAUUCCAUCCCAGAUACAUUUCAAGGACCUAUUAACUCAGAGAACUCCAACAGAUAAUAAAGCUUCAAACAUAACUAUGAACCUUUCAGAGAAUUCUGACAUGUUGAAGAAUUAUAAUAACCUUUAUAGUUUUCUACCUCGUGCACCCCAAAAUGUGAUGUCUCAAGCUGAUACAGUAAUUCUGGAUAAACUCAAAAUUACUGAGCCUUUCCUCAAGCAUGGAUUUUGUGAAAAUUUAGAUGAUAUCUGCAAUUCUAUCAAACAAAUGAAGGAAGAGUUACAAAAGUCACAUGAUAGAGAACUGGCACUUACAAAUGAACUUCAAACUUUAAAAACUGAUACAAAUGUCCCAAGCAAUGAUAAAUAUGACCUGUCCCCCAGUCACAAGGAAAAAAUUAACUCUAUUAAGAAAGAAAAUAUAGAAAGUAACUUAAAUGAAGAUAUAAAAUCAAAGAGAAUUUCAGAAUUAGAGGCAUUAGUAAACAAAUUACUCCCACUCAGGGAAACAGUGUCAAAAUUGCAUGUGAACUUUUGCAGGAAAUGUAAAAGGUUAUCUAAGAGUGAAAUACACAGGGGAAAGAGAAAUGAGAAAAACAGCAAAGAAAUUCCUAUCACUUGCAAGAAUAUUACAGAUUUAAAAUUCCAUUCCAGAGUUCCAAGACAUACGCUGUCAUUCUUUGACCCAACAAAAUAUGAAAUGAAAGACAAAGAAACAGAACCAUUAGUAGUAAAACAAGGACCAAUAAUAUUUGAAAAUGAGAAAACAUCCAAAGUCAGUUCUGUUACUGAGCAGUGUGUUGCAAAAAUUCAGUACUUACAGAAUUACCUAAAAGAAUCUAUGCAGGUACAGAAAAAAGUCACAGAACUAGAGAAUAAAAAUCUAACCCUUAAAACCAAAAUAAAACCUCUUGUCUUUACUACCCAAUCUCUGAUACAGAAAAUUGAAACCUAUGAAAAGCAACUUAAGAAUUUGGUUGAAGAAAAGAAUGCUAUUCAGUCCAAGUUAAUUAAAACAGAAGAAGAUGGUAAAGAAUGUCUUAAAGAAUUAAAAAAAAUAAUUAGCAAAUAUAAUGUUCUUGUAGGACAAAAUAAAACUCUAGAGGAAAAAAACAGUCAACUUUCUUUGGAGAAGCAACAAAUGAUAGAAACAUUAGAUCAACUAAAAAGUAAGGAACACAAAGCUCAAAAUGAUAUGGCCAUUGUCAAUAAUGAAAAUAAUCGAAUGAGUAUAGAAAUGGAAUCAAUGAAAACAAAUAUUCUAUUGAUACAAGAUGAAAAGGAAAUGCUAGAGAAAAAAACAUACCAGCUUCUAAAGGAAAGAAGCUCAGUUGAAAAUGAACUGAAGGAAAACCAACUAGAGAUAAUGCAACUAAAAGAGAAAGAAAGGUUGGCAAAAACUGAACAAGAGACACUUCUCCAAAUAAUAGAAACAGUUAAAAAUGAAAAACUUAAUCUUGAAACAGCAUUACAAGAAUCUAUUGCUGCUAGACAAAUGAUGGAAAGAGAAAUUGAGAAUAUUCAAACAUACCAAUCUACUGCAGAAGAGAAUUUUCUGAAAGAAAUAAAAAAUGCAAAAUCAGAAGCAAGUAUUUAUAAAAAUAGUUUGUCAGAAAUGGGCAAUGAAUGUGAAAUGUUAUCAAAAAUGGUAAUGGAAAUUAAAACAGAUAAUCAGAUUCUAAAAGAAGAACUAAAAAAACAUAGUAAAGAAAAUAUGAAAUUUGAAAACAGCAUCAAUAGACUUUCAGAAGACAAAAUACUUUUAGAAAACUAUGUAAGAAGUAUAGAAAAUGAAAGGGAUACCUUAGAAUUUGAGAUGCGGAAUCUGCAAAGAGAUUAUUUAAACCUAAGUGAAAAAAUAUGUAGUACACAGAGUGACCUAUCAAAAAUGGGUUAUAUUUCAAGAAGAGAGAAAUUCCAUUUUGAUAUUUAUGAAGACGCCUCUGGUCCUAGGAGUAAACCUCUCGCUCCUGAUUUGAAAGGUAUGCAAUUUGGUGGAUUAAUAGAGAUGUGUUUAAGGUAUUUUUCACCUAUUGGGCACAAGCCAGAGCACAGUAAUUAA